Plectropomus leopardus (leopard coralgrouper) is the source of this 2228-nucleotide messenger RNA. The record is from RefSeq and is a predicted model, not a curated record. NCBI's taxonomy places the organism in Eukaryota, Metazoa, Chordata, Actinopteri, Perciformes, Serranidae.
AUGCCGAGCAGUCUUGAAAACCAGUUCAUGAUGGCCUGGAGUACGAAUUCAUCAUCUUGUCCAUUUGUCAGCACCGACUGGCUCGGUGCUGCUGAUCUGCUUCCCAGCAACUAUAAAAUGCUUACUUCUUUGGGAUCUGGAGGCUUUGGAGAAGUGGUCAAAUGUCUCAAAAGAGACACCAAAGAGAUUGUUGCCGUAAAGAUCCCACAGUUUGACUGCAGAUUUGAUGCUGAAUUGACUCUGCUGAAGUUCUUCAAAUGGAAGGAAAUGGACAAGUGCAACAUUAUCACGUUCAUUGAGUCGAUCACACUGAAGAACAACAAAACUGCUCUGGUCUUUGAGAUACUGGAUACGACUCUAUAUAAUUACUUCGUUUUGCAAAGGGACUUCACCCCCCUGAAUUUACAAGAUGUCAGGAGUGUAGUCCAGCAGCUGGCCACAGCUUUAAACGGCCUAAAAACCAACCAAGUCAUUCAUGCAGAUAUAAAGUUAGACAACAUCAUGCUGGUGGAUCGUAAAGCAAAGCCCCUCGAGGUGAAGUUAAUUGACUUUGGAUUGGCUUUUCCAACCAGGUGGGCAAAACAAGGCGAAAACCACCAGACAACACACUACAGGGCUCCAGAAAUUCUUUUGGGACUUCCAUUUUCAGAGGCCAUCGACAUGUGGUCUGUAGGUGUUGUGAUGGGAUAUAUUCUGCUUGGCGAUUCUCUCUUCCCGGGACUCAGCGACUAUGACACAAUGCGAUGCAUAGUGGACCUCCUGGGAGUACCUCCAGACCAUCUUCUGAGUGCUGGGUUGUACUCAGAGAAAUACUUUGUGAAAAGAUCUUCUGGGGGGUGGAGACUAAAGACACCUCGGGAGUUCUGGGGAAAUUUAAAACCUGCCGGCGACUACAGGGCUUACCACUUCAGCAGCCUGGAUGACCUAGAAACUUGGCCCCUGGUCAACCUGAAUAUGGUGGAGGCUGAUGAAAGGAAGGAGUGCAUUGACCUGCUGAAGGCAAUGCUUCGGCUGGAUCCCAAUGAAAGGAUUACCCCUGGUCAAGUCCUCGCCCAUCCCUUCAUCACAAGGGGCACCCUCAACCAAAGCACUAAAGCCAAUGAAACCUACAGAACAUCUGCAACAUCUCAGCCAGGUGUCAUUUCUGUCCAGCCACAAACUGCCUGUGGCCUGCCGUGGGAAGAGGCAAAGGAAUCAAAGCAUAAAACCUUCAGCAUAUGUAAAGCCUUUAGAGCACCUCAAGCGUUACCACCAGAGGUUCCCACAGCUCCACAGACGCCCUCCUGCAGCCUGCUGUCAGAAAGUGUAACCUGCUCGAGUGGAGAUCGUGAAUCCACUUCAGAAACACCUCCAGGUAUAAUGUUGGUACGUCCUGCACCAGCUGAACAUUGCCUGCGGUUGGAUGAAGACAGUGAGCGGAGUCAAACUUGCCCAUCGGAUCAACAGGAGGAGCUUUCUGAAAGUACUCCAGUGGAGCCCCCUCCCCUUUUAACUGAGGACCGUAACAUGGAACAGGAGGACACAGAACUGACUGCAGCUACGUCAGACGGCACAAAGCCUGAGAGGAAGGAGAAAAAGAAGAGGAAGAAGAAGAACUGCUUCAGGCGCUUCCUGGCGUGGACCAAGAGGACGUUCUUCAGCUGCAUCAGUGUCGAGGAUGAGGGGUGAAGUAGUCUGUGAAGGUUUUCCAGCACAACACCUCGUUGGAUGCAUUUUACACAGGAAAUGUAUAGUUUGCAUGUGAUGCACACUAUACAUUUCCUGAAGUGUGUCCUCACAUGCAUACUCUGCAUCCAUACUCCUGCGAGGACGUGAUGUCAGCUGUCAGGAGUUGUGUUGUAAAAACCUUCAUAGUCAGUACUGCUUGUAUGCAAACGGCAGUAUACAUCUUUGCACACGACAUCCAUUGCACGUCUGUCCGUCCUGAAAGAGGGAUCCCUCCUCAGCUGCUCUUCCUGAGGUUCCUUCCAUUUUUCCCCGUAUUAACCCUUUGAAACCUGGAUCAUUUUUAGCAUUCUUUUGCCUUUUCCAUCUUGCGCCUUUGAAAUACUUAACAAGUUUGUGUGAUUUCUUCCAAAAACAUGAGAAAAAAGGUAACAGGCAACUUUGCAUGAAAUGUCUUACAAAUUGUUAACGAAAAUUGUCAAAGGUGGCAUGAAUAUUACCUUAAAAAUUUGUUAAAAAGAGAGAAAAUAUUCAAAUAACUCGGAAAAUAUACCAGAAAAUAA